Molecule: messenger RNA, 4052 nt
Organism: Centropristis striata (black sea bass)
Lineage: Eukaryota; Metazoa; Chordata; Actinopteri; Perciformes; Serranidae
Gene: gmcl1
Product: germ cell-less, spermatogenesis associated
Exons: 15
Coding region: 364-1875 (503 amino acids)
Biological process (GO): germ cell development
Molecular function (GO): protein binding
Source: RefSeq, a predicted model, not a curated record
AAUAACAAAAGCAGCCACAGCUUUUCAGGGCAGUAAUUUAUACAGUCUAUGGCAGUAACACAUCAUCUUCUGCUGCCUCUGGUUUUACAUUUGCCCUAAUUUAGAAACAUGUAACUGGAACCAAAGAUACUUUUGCGGUCUGGAGGCUUCCGUGGAGUCUCAGCUUGUCAGAAGCAGCGCUGUUAUUGUUUUCAGACCUGUUUUCGUACAUUUGUGUCAGCUAAGCUAGCUCUGAGGUUAGCUCCUCUUCAACUGGCUCGUCAACGCCUGACAGACUGUCUGACCUGAGAUUAUCAACCGGUGUUUACCGUCCAAAUUAACCCUACACCUCUCCUUCAGCCUGCCCGGGGCUGAUCAUCAGUGAUGGGAAGUCUGGGCAGUCGGUUCCAGUCCCCCUCUCAGGGACCAGAGGAGAUUGCAGAGGGCACAAGUACCAGCCACAAGCAUGGAUGUGAGUGUAAGAAGAGGAAACGAAAUGCCCAGUGUGACUGUGAGAGUGAGCAAGAGGAGGAUGAUGCCAUACUAGAUACACCGCGCAGGAAGAAAUUGAAAAGCACAUCACGAUACAUUUAUCAGACUUUGUUCCUGAACGGGGAAAACAGUGACAUUCGCAUCUGUGCUCUGGGACAGGAGUGGAACCUCCACAAAGUGUACCUGUGCCAGUCAGGGUAUUUCUCCAGCAUGUUCAGCGGCUCUUGGAAGGAGUCCAACAUGAUGGAAAUCAACUUGGAGAUCCCCGACCAGAACAUCGACACUGAAGCUCUACAAGUCGUGUUUGGGUCCCUGUACCGGGAUGAUGUUCUGAUCAAGCCCAGCAGAGUUGUCAGUAUUCUUGCAGCUGCUUGUAUGCUACAGCUGGAUGGCUUGAUCCAGCAGUGUGGAGAGACCAUGAAGGAAAACAUCAGUGCGAAGACCGUGUGUGGCUACUAUGCUUGUGCCAGCAUCUAUGGCUUGGAUUUAGUCAUGAAGAAGUGUCUUGAGUGGCUUCUCAACAACCUGAUGACCCACCAAAAUGUCGACCUGAUGAAAGAACUUGGGUCGGAUGUGAUGGAGCAGCUCAUUCAGUCCUCAGACCUGUUUGUCAUGCAGGUGGAGAUGGAUGUAUACACUGCUCUGAAAAAGUGGAUGUUUCUACAGAUCAAUCCGUCAUGGGAUGGCCCAAUCAAGCAGCUUCUGGCUGACGCUGAUGCGUGGCUUUGCAAGCGCAGGACAGACCUGUGUGAGAAAGAGCCUUUCUUGAGCACUGAGGAGGGCGAAGCUUUUCGUUCAGUGUUCAAAUAUGUUCGUCUCCAGUAUAUCAUCAACGAUCUUGCAUCUGCACGCAUCUUGGAGAGAGAUAAUAUUUUGCCCCCUGAUUGGUUAACGUCGGUGUACAAAACCCAGUGGUUCGCAAUGCUCCGGACAGAAUUUGACAAUGAUAACGGUCCACAGGAAGCAAACAAAGACGAGUUCGAGCUGAGCAGUAUGAGGUGCGGCAGGAAACUGACUAAAGAUGGAGAUUAUUGCUGGCGGUGGACAGGCUUUAACUUUGGUUUCGACCUGCUGGUGACCUACACAAACCGGUUCAUUGUCUUCAAAAGAAAUACUCUGAGUCAGCCAUGUGGGGGCGCUGUGAGUCUACAACCUCGAAGGCAUCUGGCAUUCAGGUUACGUCUUGCCUCCUUCGACAGCCGUGGAAAGCUAGUCUGCAGCCGCUCAACAGGUUACCAGCUCCUCACUCUGGAGAAAGACCAGGAGUAUGUGGUGAUGAACCUGGACAGCCGGUUGCUAACAUUCCCCCUCUACGUGUGCUGUAACUUCCUGUAUACGUCGCCUCAGAUGGACCAGCGUCCAGACUCCUCAGAACAAGAAAGCACUGCUCGCAGCGUGUCUUGAUGCCUGCUCAGCAGCCAUUAACUACUACUACUCCUCUGGUAACGCUGAGACACUGACACAAGCUUGUAUGUACAAUCCACCGCCGCAUGUAACAUCACUCUGACAUUGAACAUACCAUCUGCAUGCUAUGUAACACACUGGGGUGUUUAGGGAAAGUGUUUUGUAUCUGUGUAAUCAGUGUUUUGGCACAUAAAGAGUUCGCUACACGUAAACAGACUGACACAUGUGACCAGGAGGGAUUUGUCUUCAGAGCAGCUUCACACUUUGAACCUCCACCAUGAAUUCUCUGCACUGGGAUGUUGGACCAUUUCUCAAGACGGAAAUCCUCCAAGUUACUUAUAUUGAUGGAACCACUGUGGGGGUGUUGGGGCUGGAAUAUGGGAACCACAUGAGGGAUCAGCUCCACAAGGUGAAACUGGACCUUUACUGACUUGUAUGGGAAUUUUCAAGUCUGUUGUUCACUCUGACCAUGUGUAAAUAGACUGUAGGAUAUGGUCACAGGUGCAGCCCUUUGUUUGAAAACUCACCUGUUGUUUGCAAUGACUUGAAUCAACAGCUUUGUGCAGCUAGCACACAAAAUGCAACGUCUACCAACAGUGUUGUACACAAUCUAGAUACAUAUUUCACAUGACUCGGGGCUGAAUCUACUGAACAAACUCUGCCAACAUUUAAAGGAAUACUUCACAUGCAAAAUUAACAUUUAUAUAUGAACGAUUCACCCCAUGUUGUCUUGAAUACUUAAGAAAAGUUUGUUAUUCUCGCCUUCUUCCACGGUCCAUUUAAAACACUUCCAUGGUGUCUUGUGCAAGUGUAAACAAAUCUUGUGCUAAGUGCUUGUCACCCGGGUAUGUAUAUCUCGCAAGCGUGAGACACUUCAUAAGACUUGGAUUAUACUGUACAAGUUGCGUUUGUAAACCGAUGUUUUGAUACAGUUGUGCUGUUGUUCAAGGACUUACUAGUACAAUUUUCAGAUUCUUUGUUCACCAUGGAGGUGUGAGAAACACAAAGUUUUCUUCAGUAAUUCAAGAGAACACAGGGUGGGUAAUUGAUAUACAAAUGAAUUAGCAGGUGAAGUAUUCCUUCAGAAGCUGUAAAAAAUGUAAAAUAAAGAUUGAGCAUCUUUUCCACCUGCUGAUUAUCAGCUGAAAGAGAUUCAGCAUCAUACCUGUUACCACAUAUCACCUGCACAUCUUUUAAGCAGAUUUCUCUGCCGUUGUCGCUAUGUGAAAAGCUGUAUGAUCAAAUGGAGCGCAGCUGACACUUCACAGACAUCACUUUUUAAAUGUGAAGAAAGAAUAGUUAGAUGCAGUAAAAAGCAGGAGUUUCAGCCUGUGUUUUUAUUACUCUUUAACCUUUGAAUGUCCAGCUCAGUGGGUCUUAAGUUGUCUCUGCUGUUCUACACCAGAGCAACGUCUGUUUACGCUUUUCAGAUUUUCUAAUAGCAUCAAUACUCCCAGUUUAUGCCACAAACGUCUGUGGUUUAUACUCUGUAUCAAGUAUCCAUUGUACUUUGUAAAUAACAUUUACUGCCAUAUUCAAGUUACAAAACAACAUCCAAGUGAUAAAAGUUAAGUCACAAAGCCAGAGAAACCGUGCUGAUGUUACAUACAUGUAUGUAAAGCUGUAUUGUGAAAUCAAAAAUCUAAAUUAACCCAAUUAUCUUUUUCCAUGAGACUUGAGCAUCCGGGAGUUUUUAUGCCUCAUUUACACAGUUUUCACUUGGACGUGUGAUCAUUGACACCAGCUCUCUGAUGUUCACAGCAGAAUGUUGAGACUUUCUGCAGUGUUUACCAGCUUCACUGUCCGUUUAUUGUUGUUACCUGAGUCCACUGCUCCUCUUCUGCAGUGCACUUAGUUGUUGUAGGCAGGCUCUUUAACUGCUCCCCAGUUAUGUUGUUGUACACUUUUGAACUAUUGAUUAAUUCACUAUUUGUUUGGCAAUUUGGGAAAUCUGUUACCUCAUGCUAUUUUGAAAACAAGUGGACACGUACUGCUAACUCAUUCAAGUCAGUAUGGCUCGCCUGUAUAGCUGCAACUGUAACUUUCAUGAGGUUUAAGGUGUUUUUGUUUAUUUAUUUUUUACAUCAUUUGUAUUUGUAUGGAAUUAUUUUUUUGAAAAAGGAAAUACAGUUGUCGACAGCCAAUAAAAAUGCCCGUUCACAUGGGCUGUGGUGCUA